Molecule: messenger RNA, 1484 nt
Organism: Tarenaya hassleriana
Lineage: Eukaryota; Viridiplantae; Streptophyta; Magnoliopsida; Brassicales; Cleomaceae
Exons: 1
Coding region: 397-1296 (299 amino acids)
Source: RefSeq, a predicted model, not a curated record
AUUGGCCCUCUUGUGCAAAUAUUUCAAGGAAUCUCUCAACUUGUGUACAUAAAUUGCAGUGAAAGAGAAGUUUAUCUCUCUACAACGGCAAGAAGAAGAAGAAGAAGAAAAAAAGAAAUUUCAAAAAAAAAAAGUCUUUUUUUUUUUUUAUGUCUUCCCAACUCCCUUCGAGGCAAGUUUCCUUCUCUGCUCCACCAGCAAUUUGAAAUUUGCUUGUAAACACAUUGUUUGAAUCACCCCUUUCAAAGUUCUACGCAUUGGGUUUCCUAAAGCGGCCAAAAGGGUACCCAAAUCCGGUGUCUUUUUUCCUGCGAUCAAAAUAUUUUGGCUAAAUUAGGGUUCUAGUUUCAUGUGAUGUGAACAUUUAGGGAGAAGAAAUUGGAGGGGAAAAAAAAGAUGAAGACUGUUGGUGGGUUAGCUAUUGGGUUGAGCUUGGUGUUUGGCUGUCUUCUAUUGGCACUUGUUGCAGAGGUCUACUAUCUUCUGAGAUGGAAUAAGAACAAGAAGAGCAAGCGAGUGAUAAGCCAAGAGAGUGAAGAAGAGAAAGAGGAAGAGCACAACAAUGGAUAUGCAAAGGAUCUCAUUCAGCUCUUCUGCUUCAAAAAGCCUCAGUCUUUGCAGCCCAACAAUGGCGGCGGCGAGAUUGCGAGAAACCCAGAUGGGGAUUUCGACGAAACACGGGAUUUAGAGCUUGGAUUGAUGAAACACUUGGCUGGGGAUGCAGGGUUUGAAGCGGAGCUAAUGAAGCUUCACAACCAGAGGUUCCUCUUCACAAUCAAAGAAGAGACAAAGGAGGAUUUGGAAUCUGAUGAUGGAAGAUCGAGGAAAGGGUCGAGGUCAAGAACGAGGAGCCUGAGUGAUCUUGCCUUGGGAGUAAACGACUGUAACACCCCUAGCUUUUUCACCCCUUUGGCCUCUCCGACAAUGAAAUCCUCCUCCUCGCCUUUGGAGUCGUACCCAAACCAUGGAUUCAACCCUCUCUUUGAAUCAGAGGGUGAGCGUGAGUUCAACAGGUUCUUCAGGUCGUCGUCGUCAUCAUCUUCACCUCCACCAAAAUUCAAGUUCCUGAGAGAUGCAGAGGAGAAGCUGAGAAGGAGACUGAUGGAGGAAGAGAAGAAGAGAAACGGGUCAGUUUCAUCAUCUCCGAAUCCAGAGCCACCGAAUGUGACAGAAGGCUCUUUUCUCAAAUUCAUGAACUCUGCGAUGAACAGAGAAAAGCAGAAUCUUCAAGAAUCACAUGAAACAGUGUCAUCAUCAUCAUCAUCAUCUUUACAGGUACGAAUCUUAGAACGCUAGACCAGAAGCCCACUGAUCAUCUAGUUUAGAUUUUUUUCUCUCUCUUUUUCCCCUUCAUAUUUUUUUUCGAAUUUGUAAGAAUUUCAGAUUUACGAGAAGGGUUUGUGUAAGUUAUUUCCAUUUCUCAUGAAUGUUCAUUAAGGAUGGCUUCCUCUGUAUUGAUCUAAAGAGGUUGCAGAUUUGCUUCA